AUGUCGUGCUGGAAAAAUAGACAGAAAAUGAGUCCUGCGGAGGAGCUGGCUCACAAAGAAAACUUGAGGAAGGUGGCUAAAGAGAACGGGAAGCGUAUCGGUUUAGAUGGCGACCCGGAUCUGCAAUUCCUUAUAGUCGGCGGCAUGCUGACCAAGGUCCGGUCCCGUUCCUGGCAGAAGAAUCGCUUCUACCGACUGCAGGAGGACUGCAAGACCGUGUGGCACGAUUCCAACAAAUUCUUUAAUCGCAAGCACACGUUCUCCAUCGACGACAUCGACUCGGUACGCAACGGCCGGCAGUCCGAGGGUUUGAACAAGCACACCGACCCGAGCGAGGAAGAUCGCUGCUUCUCCAUCGUCUUCAAGGGUCGCAAGAAAGUCCUAGACCUGAUGGCCGACAAUCAGCAGGACGCCAAUCAGUGGGUCAAAGGCUUUGAGAAGAUCAUGAGCAACAUGCGCAACCUUAGCCGGCAACAACAAAGCGAGCACUGGAUCAUCGAUUGCAUGCGCAAAGCUGACAAGAACGCUGACAACAAAAUGAACUUGAAGGAGCUGAAGCGCUUCCUGCGACAUGUCAACAUCGAGGUGGAUGACGUGUAUGCAGAAGAAAUUUUUAAGAAAUGUGACCAGUCCAACUCGGGCUACUUGGAAGACGAGGAGAUCAAGAAGUUCUACGAGCUCCUGACCCACCGGGAAGAGAUAGACGUUAUCUACUCGAACUACGCUGAAACGGACGGUCAGCUGAGUGUUCGGGACCUGCUCAACUUUUUGCUGAACGAGCAGAGGGAAGAGGCGACCGUGUCGGACGCUCUCAGACUGAUUGAAAAAUACGAGAUGGACGAAACAAUCAAACAGAAUAGGCACAUGAGCAAAGACGGCUUCCAGAUGUACCUCCAACAUGAAGACUGUGACCUUCUAAACCCGGCCUACAAGAACGUCUACCAGGACAUGACACAGCCUCUUAAUCAUUACUACAUUUCGUCUUCACAUAACACGUAUCUGACCAAAGACCAGCUCAAAGGACCAAGCAGCACUGAAGCCUACAUCAGAGCUCUGAUGAAGAGUUGCCGCUGCGUAGAGCUGGACUGUUGGGACGGGCCCAACGGGGAGCCUGUUAUCUACCACGGAUAUACACUAACGUCCAAAAUCCUCUUCAGGGAUACAAUCAAGGCCAUAAAAGACUAUGCAUUCAAGACAUCAGACUACCCGGUCAUCCUGUCCUUGGAGAACCAUUGCAGCGUGGACCAACAGAAGCUCAUGGCCCACUAUAUUAUCUCCAUUCUAGGGGACGCCUUGGUCUCGCAGCCCCUUGGGGACUUUGUGCCCUCUGACUUCCCGUCACCUGAGGAGCUCAAGGGCAAGUUCCUGAUCAAGGGAAAGCGGCUGAACAAACUGGACGCCGCAUUCAACAAUAACAACACAAUUUCGGAGGGGACGGUGUCCGAGGAGGAUGAGGCAGCGGAGCAAGAGAACGGACAAAGUGCCCCCCAAAAGAAUUCAAAAAUUAAACUGGCCAGGGAGCUGUCGGACAUCGUGGUCUACUGCAAGAGCGUCCAUUUCAAUGGUUUCGAACAUGCCAGGGAAAAGUUGGACUUUUACGAGAUGUCCUCCUUCAAAGAAAGCAAAGCCUUCAACUUGGCUGAGAACUCAGCCACCGCUUUCAUCCACCACAACAUUGACAAGCUGAGCCGAACCUACCCGGCCGGCUCCAGAACAGACUCAUCCAACUACAAUCCGGUGCCCCUGUGGAACGCUGGUUGCCAAAUAGUGGCGCUCAACUUUCAGACGCCGCAAAAGGAAAUGCACAUCAACCAGGGACGCUUCCUACCCAACGGCAUGUGCGGCUACAUCCUCAAGCCGGAAUUCCAGCGAGACCCCAGCUCUCAGUUCGAUCCCAACGACCUUACUGAAGGACCCUGGCUGAGGAGGAUGAUCCUCCAUAUCAUGGUGAUCUCAGCCCAACAACUGCCCAAACUCAACGUGGAGAAACAGAAAUCCAUUGUGGACCCUCUGGUGAGGGUGGAGGUGCACGGCGUCCAGUUGGACAAUGCCAGCAAGGAGACUCACUACAUCACCAACAAUGGGUUCAACCCCAUGUGGAAUGAGCGCUUCCAGUUCCAUAUUUACGUCCCCGAGUUGGCCAUAUUGCGAUUUGUGGUGGAGGACUACGACACCGCGUCGGCCAACGAUCUCAUUGGCCAAUACUGCCUACCGCUCACCUGCAUACAGAACGGUUAUCGCCACGUUCCGCUCCUGAACAAGAACGGCGACAUGAUCUCAUCAGCAGGCCUUUUCGUGCAUGUCAUGCUCCUGGAUGCCGAAUAG
Molecule: messenger RNA, 2325 nt
Organism: Nerophis lumbriciformis (worm pipefish)
Lineage: Eukaryota; Metazoa; Chordata; Actinopteri; Syngnathiformes; Syngnathidae
Source: RefSeq, a predicted model, not a curated record